This is a messenger RNA of Sebastes umbrosus (honeycomb rockfish), 1205 nucleotides long. RefSeq names its product factor of DNA methylation 4-like. Gene Ontology annotation, molecular function: dynein complex binding. Lineage: Eukaryota; Metazoa; Chordata; Actinopteri; Perciformes; Sebastidae. The record is from RefSeq and is a predicted model, not a curated record. Bases 135 to 1166 code for a protein of 343 amino acids. Gene Ontology annotation, cellular component: meiotic spindle pole; chromosome, telomeric region; nuclear outer membrane. The transcript has 12 exons. Gene Ontology annotation, biological process: spindle assembly; chromosome localization to nuclear envelope involved in homologous chromosome segregation; spindle localization.
AUAAUGAGAAUGGGUGCAGGUGCGUGGUAACCUGGCAACACGAGCAGCAUGGAAGACAUAACUACCAUUUAGUUAGUUAGCUGUUGUAACCUCAUUAGUCUGGAUUUACUUGCUGGGAGGAUCACGCCAGCAGGAUGGAUGUCAGGGAGGAAAACAUGACACCAAAGGAGAUGCUUGAGAAAAUAGCAGAGCAGGAUCACAGUCUGAGCCAGCAGAGGGAGCUGACUGUUAAAAUGAGGCACUGGCUGGAUGUUGCAGAUGAUGAUAUGGCAAUGCUGCGCUCAGACAACGCCGUCCUCAGGAAACAAGUGAAAACGCAGGAGAAGAUCAUCAGUGAAGCACAGCAGGUUGAAGUAGAGCCUUGCAGCGGUCUCCUGGCUGAUGACCUCGCUGAAAAGAGAUGCAGUGAAAAAAAGAUUCAAGAAUUGGAGAAGGAAUCCACCAUGAUGAAGGAACAGAAUAAGAAGCUAACUGAAGAGCUCAAGAGCCUCCAGCAAGACAGAGACCGGGACAAGAUCAGCUUGAGCAAGUUCAGCGUUGCACUUCAAACCCUGGAGUGUGGAAUGGAAGAGGCUCAGUUAGGACUUCAGAGUAGGGACGAGGUUAUUCAUCAGAAAAACUUGCAGUUAAAGCACUUGGAGGAAACAGUAGAAGACUUCUCAAAUAUCAUAGAGUGUCUCAGGCUGACAAGUCAGGAGCUGAGAGAGCAGUUGGAGGACAGACAGGAUGAGGACUCAUUCGCUAUUGUGAAAGACAUGAUGGGAGAUAAGGAAGGAUCGCUCAGUCCCUGUCUGUCCUUCGCAGAGGAAAUGAAGCUGCUGGGCUGUUCAGCUGAAGUGAAAACAGUGGCCCCUUCAGCUGAAGUGAAAACAGUGGCCUCUUCAGCAGAAGUGAAAACAGACUCCACAGACCUUAGACAUGAGGAAAGUGAGGAGCUGCCGAAACCUCCAAGUGUCACAGUAGACUUUCAAACCAAAAGGAGUGCAGGGAUCUUGGAGAGAGCCAGACAAUUGCUGAUGUUCGUCAUCAUUCUCACUGUUUUGGUCUGUGUGGUGUCAAGAAGCUGUACAGGAAACUUUUCCUCCAUCAAAACCUUGUGGAGCGGUGCACGCCUGAUGUUACAGCCCUACUGCCACGUGCAUUAUUGGGGCUUACCUGCUGUGUGAUCUAAACACUCCCUCUUAUAAACAUGUUAACUCCAUUUA